Messenger RNA from Microthlaspi erraticum, 684 nucleotides. NCBI's taxonomy places the organism in Eukaryota, Viridiplantae, Streptophyta, Magnoliopsida, Brassicales, Brassicaceae. The record is from the annotation of a GenBank genome assembly.
AUGUGCUACGUUGUUUCACUGGUCAUCUUCGGGUCAGCCAUUGGACUCAAGUACUUCCGGCUCAACUCUGAGAGUGAAGGACACCCUAUUGAUCUAUCAUCUUUUGGAAUCGAUUACGUACCUUCUCCUUCUAAAAGAUCUCUCUAUGAAACACAUGGAACCUUCUCAUUACCCCAAUACUUGAAAGAUUUGCCCCAAACAAGCAAAGAUUUUGAGUCUUUCGCUUGCAAUGGUAUGUUGGAUUUUAUGAGUAUCCUGGAGGCUAAGUGUCCUGGCACAGCAGAGUUCAAGGAUUUCUUUGCAAAGGUAGAGGACUACAUGACGACCUUCAAGUCCGGAUCAAAAGACAUCAAGGUCGAGAUGUCAGAUAAAUCUGAGAAGCUCUUCAGGGCUAUGUCUUUAUUGGAUGGUGGUAAAGCCGGAACAGUGGAAUCGUGGAGAAUGAUCGAUGGUAUGUUGUCAAUGGGAAAGCUUUUGGCUGAGGUGAAGCAGAAUGGUUCGAAAGAUUUAACUUUUGAUCAAAGGAAAGAAGUGAUCGGAACUAUGGUGAAAUGGGCUCGAGCUAUGGGUCUCUUCGUGAAGGUGGCCUCUGAGAAGAAAGGAAAAUCUAUUGACCUAUCAUCUUUUGGGAUUGAUUAUACUCAUUAUUAUUCAACUCUUCCUCUAAAAGGACCUAACGGCUAG